Messenger RNA from Salvia hispanica, 437 nucleotides. The record is from RefSeq and is a predicted model, not a curated record. Lineage: Eukaryota; Viridiplantae; Streptophyta; Magnoliopsida; Lamiales; Lamiaceae.
GGUGACCAAAGCUAAUUCGAAAAAACAGCCGAAGGUUAAUUUGCUAACAUCGAGAAUUUCUAAUUCGAUUAUAAGCAAUUAUGACUUCUAAACGAUGGGAGCAGUGUAGCAAAAGUGUUCGUUUGCAAGAUGAACCAAAUGUUUCACAACAAAGGUUGAAAACCGGUGAAGGUUUCACUACUAAGACAGCAAUAGGCAGAAGAGUUUAUAGUAGAAAUCUACAUCAAAAGACUUUGGACAUGGUCACACCUUCGCACCACAGCCAUGAAAGUGUGCCACCAUUGGAGAAUGAGAGCUUGAGUGUUUUCGUCGAACAACAAGAAGAUGAAGUCAUUGCAUCUGGUGCUGAAAGUGUUGAAAAGCAAAGUAAAGGCCCUACGUAUAUGAAAAAUAUUUGGGGUCGCCCUCUAAAUUUGCCUCCCAUUCAUGUUCGAUAG